Molecule: messenger RNA, 516 nt
Organism: Suillus fuscotomentosus
Lineage: Eukaryota; Fungi; Basidiomycota; Agaricomycetes; Boletales; Suillaceae
Exons: 1
Coding region: 1-516 (171 amino acids)
Source: RefSeq, a predicted model, not a curated record
AUGCUCACAUCCAAGGUCAUCUGUGAUGACACUUACUUCUUCCCCACUGCUGGAUCUUCAUGUCACCGUCUUUUUGUAUCCACUUUCAUGCUCGCAUCCAAGGUCAUCUGUGACAAUACUCACUCCUUCCCCACUGCUGGAUCUUUAUGUCACCAUCUUUUUGUAUCUGCUUUCAUGCUUGCAUCCAAGGUCAUCUGUGACGACACUUACUCCUUUCUCACUGCUCAGAGAUCUUCAUGUCACCAUCUUUUCCUAUCUACUUUCAUGCAUGCAUCCAAGGUCAUCUGUGACAACGCUUAUUCCUUCCCCACUGCUGAAUCUUUAUGUCACCAUCUUUUUGUAUCUGCUUUCAUGCUUGCAUCCAAGGUCAUCUGUGACAACACUUACUCCUUCCCUACUGCUGGAUCUUCAGGUGACCAUCUUUUCAUAUCCGCUUUCAUGCUCGCAUCCAAGGUCAUCUGUGACAACACUCACACCUUCCCCCCUGCUCAGGUGAGUUUGCCUUCCCGACACUGA